AUGGCAACGCAGGUCCCAAUCGAACCCCGCAAGCUAAGGCGAACAGCGAAUGCAUGCGUUGCUUGCCGUCAGAGCAAAAUCAAGUGCUCCGGCAAAGAGCCGUGCGCCAACUGCCAACGUCGUGCUCUGAAAUGCCGAUACGUGGAAGGAAGCAACAAGAUCACAGUGACGGAAAGUUACCUACAGCAACUGCGACGCCAGGCGAAAGCGCACCAGAGUCCAACGAGCAUCAAACGUUCUGCUGAUAUAGCCUUUGGCCCUGCAGUCGAGGCCGACGAUGUGUCCGAAGAGCUGGUUUAUCCUCCGAUAGAGGAACCAACUUUACCCCCGAAAACGAUUGACCAUGCACGCAGCAUCUGGACAAGCCCGUUUACUUUACCCUCGAGAACCAUCAAGAAUACAUAUAAGAAUAAACGUAACUGGAUUUGGCUAGCCCCUACAUCAGUGUGGUCGUUUACGGCGCGGCUUAGCGUGAUGUUGUCCGAGAAACUGCAACUUGAAUCUCCCUAUACAACACCGAGCCAGCUCGACCAAGAUAUAUAUCCGCUACACUGGAAGCAGGCGACAGCUGAAGGACCUCCCGACAUUAGUGGCUUGCCCUCAGUCGACCACGCGCUUUAUCUAUUCAACACAGUUAAAUUUCAUCUUGGUGUGAAAUAUCGCUUCUUUGAGGAACGUACUUUCUUGGAGCAUAUUCACGAAUUUUACUACGGAAAUUCCGCGGAGAAGGCUACUAGAUCUCGCCUUUGGUUUGUCCAGUUUCUACUGGUUCUGGCGUUUGGAAAUGCAUUUCUCUUGCAGUCAAGGAAUGCAAAGGAUCCACCCGGCUCCAAGUUCUUUGUGCGGGCAAUGGCGCUUAUGCCAGACCACGCCUCCCUCUGGAAAGACAGCCUAUUAGCAAGUGAGACACUGGCGCUGGCUGGGCUCUACUUAUAUUGUAUUGAUCAUCGAGAGUCAGCGCACGUAUAUGUCGGUCAAGCGAUACGAAUAGCUCAAUUGGAAGGUUUGCAUACCGAGCUUCCCGAAGAUGAGCUAGGUGCAGCGACGGUCACUCGGUGUCGCAAUCUCUGGUGGACCUUAUAUAUCAUGGAUCGCCAUCUCUCCUCAUCGUUAGGGCUACCAAUGACAACGCAGGAUAGCGACAUAACUACUUUAAUAGACUCACCGAGCACAUGCUCACAGCGAGAUGUUACACUCAGUCUGCAGGUCAGACUAUCACGUUUGCUCUCUUCUAUAUUGACCUCAAUUUACAAGAACGAGAAAACGCAACUGGGAACUUUCUUGGAGACGACCAGAUCUAUCUUGCAUACAAUGGCUGGUCACGCGCAAGAAAUUGAAAAUAUCAUUCACAUGAAGGUUCAAAAUUCGGUAGAUACGAUGCCCAAAGGAACACGGCAUAUAACCUUGCUAUACCACCAGUGUGUUAUUGUUGCCACACGACCUCUCCUCCUCUCUGUGCUCAAGGAAAGACUAGACAAGCUCGAUCAUGGAGAGGAAGACUGGCAGAGCUUUUUGGCUCCUACCAAGAGCCUAAUUUCAACGGGGAUCAAGUCAGCGGCAAAGACGCUGCAGAUUCUGACGGAUGAAGACAGCCUCCUCGAGGUAUUUCUUCCAUUUGACCUCGAAUUCACUUUCGGAGCUGCGAUCCAUUUAGCCAUGGCAAACAUACUGUUUCCGCAUUCGGUUGAAGGUCAAACAUACAAUGAGGAGGUACAUGCGAUCCUUGACGAGAUGAUCUACAAAGGCAACAGGCUAGCCGCGGUUCGUAAAGGCGAACUCGCACAUCUAGAAGCACUUUUCAAGGAUCUCGCAACACGGAUCGAGCAGCGUGGAUUGCAGACUUUAACAUUGUCCAGUCCGACGGAGAACGAGCCGCCCAUAUCCUGCGACGAGGAAUAUCAGGUAGGGGAGCCAAUGCUGCAGACUGAGCCAAUCGACUUGUCGCUGGUUGGAGACCCAAGCGCUUCGCCUGACGUCCUUCCUCACACGACCAGUGACAUAGAGUUCCUUGACAACAUCGGGAUCUCGUCGUACGAGUUUUUCACCAUCGUCAACCAGAUUGGCAACUCGGACAACUAUAGCCUACUGGAUCCUGCGCAAGCUUGGUGA
Messenger RNA from Aspergillus bombycis, 2109 nucleotides. Its product is annotated as Zn(II)2Cys6 transcription factor. The transcript has 9 exons. Gene Ontology annotation, biological process: DNA-templated transcription; positive regulation of transcription by RNA polymerase II. The coding region runs from base 1 to 2109 and encodes 702 amino acids. Gene Ontology annotation, molecular function: sequence-specific DNA binding; zinc ion binding; DNA-binding transcription factor activity, RNA polymerase II-specific. Gene Ontology annotation, cellular component: nucleus. Lineage: Eukaryota; Fungi; Ascomycota; Eurotiomycetes; Eurotiales; Aspergillaceae. The record is from RefSeq and is a predicted model, not a curated record.